AGCUAAAGUCUCCACUUCUGCCUAAAACGAAAGACAGAGCAAGAAGGAGCUCUGUUCUCUGUCUCUCUCACCACUUCAAUGGAUUCCUCUGUUCUCUUCCACUCUCCAUUAAUGUCUGAACUAUCUUCUGAUUCCUCGGUCGACUCCUCAUCCACAUCUAACUCUUUUCUCCCCUUCAAUGUCGAUGACUCUGAGGAUAUGCUCCUCUUCAACAUGAUGCUCGCCGCUGCCGCCACCACUUUGGGUGGCGCCGCCAAUACAUCGAACUCCAACUCGGACUCCGAUGCCACCGCCAAUCUAUUGAAAGAGGAGGAGGUGGAGUCGGCAUCGACGCUGAGGCGAGAGCAAAUGAGGAGUUAUAGAGGGGUUCGUCGGCGCCCAUGGGGGAAAUUCGCUGCCGAGAUCAGGGACUCAACGAGGAACGGUGUGAGGGUGUGGUUGGGGACGUUUGACACGCCGGAGGCGGCAGCCAUGGCCUAUGACCAAGCCGCCUUCUCGAUGCGCGGCGCCAUGGCGGUGCUAAAUUUUCCGGUGGAAAAGGUCCGAGAGUCACUUAGGGGGGUCCGCUACGUCGAAGAAGGUUGCUCGCCGGUGGUGGCGCUCAAACGAAGACACUCCAUCCGUCGAAAGUCGGCGGCUUUGGCUGCCAGGGAGAAGGAGGUUGAGAGAAGAAACGAUACCGUGGUGGAGUUGGAGGAUUUGGGUGUUGAGUACUUAGAGGAGCUGCUUAGAGUCUCUGAUGUUGCAAGCCAUUGCUGAAUUGGUCUGAUAUUUCCAUCAUGUUUAGAUAUAUAUUUUAUGUUAGAAUGUUUUGGUAUAAUUUUUAUUAAGAUCAGCUAAAAAAUCAUUAAAUUUAUUUUGAGAUUAAUCUUGUAUAUAAAAAACUUGAAUUGUAUUAAUCACAAAAUUCAUCUUAAUACAAAUUAUUGGUCUGAUAAUUAA
Molecule: messenger RNA, 942 nt
Organism: Dendrobium catenatum
Lineage: Eukaryota; Viridiplantae; Streptophyta; Magnoliopsida; Asparagales; Orchidaceae
Product: ethylene-responsive transcription factor 1B
Exons: 1
Coding region: 79-759 (226 amino acids)
Biological process (GO): regulation of DNA-templated transcription; ethylene-activated signaling pathway
Molecular function (GO): DNA-binding transcription factor activity; DNA binding
Source: RefSeq, a predicted model, not a curated record